Messenger RNA from Hyposmocoma kahamanoa, 2014 nucleotides. Its product is annotated as cleft lip and palate transmembrane protein 1-like protein. The transcript is spliced from 8 exons. Lineage: Eukaryota; Metazoa; Arthropoda; Insecta; Lepidoptera; Cosmopterigidae. Bases 38 to 1651 code for a protein of 537 amino acids. The record is from RefSeq and is a predicted model, not a curated record. Gene Ontology annotation, cellular component: endomembrane system; membrane.
AAUUUUCAUUUGUAGCUCAUAAAAAAUAGUCCCUGUAAUGAAUGUAUCAUUUAGUUUAAUUCUUUGUUUAGUUUUUGCGGGUUAUGUGAUUAAUACAAUAUGGACAUUAGCUGAAAUAUUUAUUCCACCUGAAUGCGGUCGUGGCGAAAAGUGUUAUGCUUCGUAUCUUUCUUCGAACCCUACUUUGAACCUAAUACUUUUCACUUCUAUUACGGAACAUCCUCUUUUUGAUGGUUCAGCUGCUGAAUCUGUUUCAAGAAUUUAUACUGCAAUCAAAUUCGACUACCGAAAUCCGUCUACGUUUGAUAUAACAUUGAAAGUACCGCGCAAAACCCGCAACAAUGGAACACUAUACAUGCAUGCAGUUCUCGUGGACAACAGCCGCCUCAACAAGGAGUUUCAAGAGCUUCGUGCUACAGAAUACGUACAUACCCUGCCACUCGUUGUACAUACAGAAGCACAGGCGGAAACUUUUAAUUUAUUAAAACAAAAUAUUGAUGAAAACAAACUGAAGAAGAAACAUGUACAGCCAUUUUCCCAUAUAGUGACCCAGGUGCCUCUUUCAGUUCUUGCUGAUAAAUUAAAUCUUCCUGAUAAAAAAAUUCCUGGAGAACUGUAUCCAUAUAUGAAGAUUAGACAAGGCAUGUUUCUGCCAAUAAUUCAACACAACGUUCUCAAGUCGCGUUUGUCUCAACUGCAACUGCUUAAUAGUAGUACUGCAGAAGUUAACAUCACAGUCUCUGUAGCACCAACAUCGUAUGGUUCAUUUCGCCUAGCGCUGCAUGUGAGGCUGACUUUACAACAACUUCACUCACUUGGCUUCAGUCAAAAGGAUGUGGAUGAUGUAAAGGGCAUCUUUGCUGAUACCAAUUUGUAUCUGCUAUCGGCUACUGUUCUAAUUGCUAGUUGCCAUUUAUUAUUUGACUUCCUAGCAUUCAAGAAUGACGUCUCGUUUUGGCGCCGCAAGCGCUCCUUGGCGGGGCUGUCCGCCCGCACUGUACUAUGGCGAUCCUUUUCGCAGUUUGUUAUCUUCUUGUACCUUCUUGAAGAAAAGACUUCCAUGCUCGUUCUUGUUCCUGCUGGAAUCAGUGCAAUUAUUGAGCUAUGGAAAGUAACAAAAGUUCUUCAUCUACGUGUGAGUUUCAUUGGUUGGAAACUUCGUGUAUGGCGUGACGCGAGUUUGGACGCGAGUGAGAAGACCACUGCCAGGGCGGAUGCAGAGGCCAUGCGUUAUUUGUCCAUGCUACUGUAUCCGCUGUGUUUCGCGGGCGCUAUUUACUCGCUCGUUUACGAACCUCAUAGGAGCUGGUACUCGUGGCUGCUUCACAGCAUCGUCAAUGGUGUAUAUGCAUUUGGAUUCCUGUUCAUGUUGCCACAACUAUUCGUUAACUACCGACUGCGGUCUGUAGCUGCGCUCCCUUGGAGAGCAUUCAUGUAUAAAGCCUUUAACACUUUCAUUGAUGACAUAUUUGCCUUUAUUAUCACAAUGCCGACUGCGCACCGCGUGGCUUGCUUUAGGGAUGAUCUUGUCUUCCUCAUUUAUUUAUAUCAAAGAUGGUUGUAUCCAGUAGAUAAAUCGCGUACAGAUACAGCAGCCAGUAUGGAUGAGAACCCGGACGAGCCAGAGCCAGGCAAAAAGAAAAUGGACUAGGUCCAAUAGCCAAUUCUAGUAGACUCACAACGACUUCCAAAGGUGCUAGGUGGGUCAACGCCGUGACUGUUUUCCUAAAUUUUUUUUGUUACUGUAAAUAAUCCUUUUAAUUUCCUAAUGAUAUACAUGAAGCAGCGUAGAACCAUCGAUAAGUUGAUGGUUCUACGAUGAUUAUCUUUUUAAUGAGUCGGUCGGAUUUGAACUUUGCGAUGACAAAAUUGGCCUUGUAGUUUUUUACUCUUAGGAUCGUAUUCCAGAACUCUACUCAAUGCUCAAGUCAGGAUUUGAGCAGACUUGAGUAUGAUUUCAAGCACUGGAAAUACGACCCUAAUGGCAAGGACUUGAGUAUGAUUCUAGUGCUUU